AUGGUUUCACGAACACCUGUCAUGAAUCUAGCUUUCAAACAGAGAGAACAUUAUAGUUACAAGCCAAUUUAUCAAUUUUCCAGAACAUUACUCCGCCUGCAGAGAGCCAGCAAUGAUUCAGAUGUGACUGGCAAAGAAGGACGAGAUUUUAUCUUCGUAGAUACAAACCCACCAGGGGGGUCUGCCACCGGUCCCAGAUUACAUGAAAAUGCCGACAUGCUCUUCAGACAGAUUGAGACUGACGUUUACUACACAAAACAAUACAUUUUAUGGCAGCUCCGACAAUUGCAGAGUCUGAUAUCAAACAAAGCUGCUAAGGAAGCAGUUACCGUUGUUACUGAGGAUAUCAAACACCAUUUCAGGGUGACCCAAUACGACAUCUGGAGAUUCCGUAAUGAGUCCGGCCUGCAAGCUUGGCAGACGAAAGAGGUACAGAAACUUAGCAACCUUAUACAGCACCGAAUCCACGCAUUGCAGAAUCCCCCUAACUGUAAUACUGCGAAGAAAAUACUCUGCAAUUACCCAGUCAGUCUGAAGAGUCGUGGAAUGGCCAGCCAAUUUCACCACGUCACCUACUGCGCCAAUGCUGCAUAUGGGACACAGAGAACGCUCAUUAUUAAAACAAAGGAAUUAGACAGGACAGGUCUAGCCUUGAGCAACUACUUCCUCCCACUGAGUGAAAACUGCACCACUGAAACUGAGACUCCUAAAUCUUUAAGUAAGGGUCUUCUGUGUGCAUUUAUCAUGCAGAUGUUUGAAACUUGA
Molecule: messenger RNA, 765 nt
Organism: Penaeus monodon (black tiger shrimp)
Lineage: Eukaryota; Metazoa; Arthropoda; Malacostraca; Decapoda; Penaeidae
Product: alpha-(1,6)-fucosyltransferase-like
Exons: 4
Coding region: 1-765 (254 amino acids)
Biological process (GO): protein N-linked glycosylation
Molecular function (GO): alpha-(1->6)-fucosyltransferase activity
Source: RefSeq, a predicted model, not a curated record